Messenger RNA from Nilaparvata lugens (brown planthopper), 2461 nucleotides. Its product is annotated as peroxiredoxin-6. Gene Ontology annotation, biological process: cellular oxidant detoxification; cell redox homeostasis. The record is from RefSeq and is a predicted model, not a curated record. NCBI's taxonomy places the organism in Eukaryota, Metazoa, Arthropoda, Insecta, Hemiptera, Delphacidae. Gene Ontology annotation, molecular function: peroxiredoxin activity. The transcript has 5 exons. Gene Ontology annotation, cellular component: cytosol; mitochondrion. Bases 146 to 811 code for a protein of 221 amino acids.
CAGCUGUUGGAAUAAUUGUUGCACGUUGCUUUUGCUUGUGAAUGCGGUAAGCGGUUUUGUGGUUAUUAACAAUCAGUAAUCAAACAAUAUUAAUAAAUUACUGUUUAAUAAUAAGCUAUUCAUUGUUUACAAACUUUAUUUCAAAAUGGUUGUACUUUUAGGAGAUUUGUUUCCAAAUUUUAAAGCAGACACGACUAUAGGGAACAUUGAAUUUCAUGAAUGGAUUGGGAAUGGAUGGGCAGUACUAUUCUCGCAUCCGUCAGAUUUCACUCCGGUGUGCACAACUGAACUAGCCAGAGCUGCUCAACUAGUUCCUGAAUUUGAAAAAAGGAACGUAAAGAUCAUUGGACUUUCAUGUGACACUGUUACUUCUCAUAACCUAUGGAUACAGGAUAUAAAGAACUAUGGUGGACUGACGUGUGACAACUUCCCUUAUCCGAUAAUCUCGGAUGCCGAUCGCACAUUGGCUGUACAGCUGGGCAUGCUGGACCCAGUAGAAAAGGACGCCGACAAUCUGCCUCUCACUUGUCGAGCGAUCUUCGUCAUUGAUCCUCAUAAGAAACUACGACUUUCCAUUCUCUACCCGGCCACCACUGGCAGGAAUUUUGAUGAAAUUCUGCGAGUCAUUGAUUCAAUGCAGCUGACCGACACGAAGAAAGUGGCUACACCUGUUGAUUGGAAGCAAGGAGGCGAUUGUAUGGUACUGCCAACCGUCAAGAAUGAAGAGAUCAAGGACCUGUUUCCGAAGGGGAUCAGCAACUACAUGCUUCCAUCCGGCAAACAAUACAUUCGCACCACUCCUCAACCAUAGAGUGCAUUAAAACACCUAAGAAUCAAUGGUUGUUACCAUAGAAUAGAUGACAACACCAUGGAGUCAAUUGUAAAUGGUUUACAACACGAUAGAGGUUGUAACUGAUGGAUUACAACACCAUAGAAUAGGUUUUGUGAUUGGACAAGUUGAAAAUAAAGUGCCUUAAUCUUUUGUAAAACGUUAUGAAGAAAUUGUCUUUGAUUUUCGUUUAAGAUUUAAUAUUCCCAGUAGGAUUAAAGAGAUUGAAAGAAAAUGCUGAAUAAAUUCACGUGUGUUGAUUUUCGUUUAGCAGUUAAUAUUCCAAUUAGAUUCUAAUAUUAUUAAUAUUCCCUGAUUGAAUCGGUCUGAAGAGAAAGGGUCCAUGUCAAAAGUCAGAAUUUUUCAGGGGAGAGAAAAAACUGAAUACAGAUUAAAGUAUUGAUAAUUUCAAGAUUGUUUUUUGUCAUUGGGGUGCAAACUCUUUUAAGACAACAAUUUUAAUCCAGUGUAAGCACUUAUAAUUAUAAGAUUCACCCCUUAAAAUUGAGUUUUUUGUUACCUUAUGAUUUACCUUUAUGAUUUACCUUUGAUUUACCUUUUUUGUUAUCUUACUCAUGAUGAUAUUAUAAAUUAUCACUCUUCAACUUUUACAAUAAACACCUCAACCGAAAGCAAUCUAACCUCAAAGCAACACGUCUUUGAUUCACGCGUUGCUUCGAGGUUAGAUUGCUUUCGGUUGAGGUGUUUAUUGUAACAACAAAAGCAUAAAAAUCGCAACUGACAAACAGUUGAUUCUCGAAUUUUCGGCGUUGAAAGGAAACAUGUGUGUCAUGACUAUAAGUUCCAGUUUAGUUAUAGUUCCCUUUCACUCCAGUACAGCAAAAAUAGAUACGGUAUAUGUUUCUCGUUUAAAGAGAAUGCUGACAUGUUCCCUUUCAACUCCAAUCGAUGUAUCCCACAGUAAACAACUCAUUUCAACCAUAAAAAAAUGAAAAAUUUUGACAUGUUCCCUUUCUCCUCAGGCCGAUUCAAUUAUUCCAAUUAGGGUUAAUAUGAGAUGGAACAACAGAGAUCGAAACAACAGAGGUCACGCAACACAAACCAAAACAUUUUGAGGUUAGGAUUGAGCGACUUUUUGAUCACUCUGUAUAUUUGAAAUAAAAUUGUUUUGAUUGGAUUUAAAGAUUAAAUUUAAUAGAACAAGAUCAUUCCAUAUUUUUUUAUAUAAUUUGCACUAAGAAAACGUUUGUAUAUUUUAGUUUAUACUAGAGACUAUCAAAAUUAUGUAAAAUUGUUUCAUUGGAUUCAAAGAUUAAAUUUAAUAGAACAAGAUCAUUCCAUAAUUUUUUAUUUUCAUAAUUUGCACUAAGAUGAAUAAAACGUUUGUAUAUUUUAGUUUAUACUAGACUAUCAAUAUUAUGUAAAAUUGCAGAUCAAUUUCCAAUAUGGUACGGUAGGUAAUCCAAGUGAAACUAUUCUGCUGGAAAAAUUGAAUAGGCCUACUGCGAGUAGAUUUUUGCUUUCAAUAAGUAUAAUAUUUAUAAAUAUUGAAUAAUUAAGAAAAAUUGAUAGUAACUAGCCUAUUUGUAAAAUAUGGACUGUUAUAUUUUUUGUCUAGAUAUGAGAAUAAUUUGUAUGUUGUUGAAACAUAAUAAAACUUGUGAUACUUGA